This is a messenger RNA of Vidua macroura (Pin-tailed whydah), 1084 nucleotides long. RefSeq lists its product as uncharacterized. The transcript is spliced from 2 exons. Bases 125 to 760 code for a protein of 211 amino acids. The record is from RefSeq and is a predicted model, not a curated record. Lineage: Eukaryota; Metazoa; Chordata; Aves; Passeriformes; Viduidae.
CUCUGCACGCGACGCCGGCACCACGGACGGGCUCCGGAGCCUGCGCCGAGGGACGAGGACGUCGCCCAGCUGGCCUUGGCGAUUGGAAGGGGUCCCUGGUGGGUCCCCGCCACCGGGCACGGCGAUGCCAAGUCCUUUCUCUGCCUUCUCCCCUCUUCCUCCCCCCAUUUGGCAUUUGGCAGCGGAGCCGUGGCGGCGGCUGGGGCGCGCAGUGCCGGGGAAGGGCUGCCAAGCCUCGGCAGCCCCCCGUGGCCCCCCGGCCCCCCGUGCCAAGGCUGGUGGCUGGCAGAAGGGCUGCCUGCGCCUGGCAGGGCUCCGUCAGCUGCGGGAGGAUCCCUGUGCCGCGCUCGCUGCCAAUUUCCCUGCGAGCUGGCACCGCAGGCGGCUCCGGAGGCACCGGCAGAGAAGGAUGGGGAGGACGGAUUGUGAAAGGGAGAAAGGGAGGAAAAAAAAAAAAAAAAUAAUGGACACAUGCCAUCGCUGGAGCGGUAAGGCUGCCAAAACGCCAGCAGGCAGCGGGGGCCAAAACCCACCGGCGGCGGAGAGGAGGGUCUGGCAGCGCGUCCCGGCGUGGGCACAUGGAGGACGGGCAGCGUGGAGGAGGCACGGCGUGGCCGAGGCAGGACGGGCGGCAGCCGCAGGAGCCGGAGAGGACAGAGGUCUCAGGCCUAUAGGAGCCGCCCCAGCCUGGCCCUGGAUGUCACUGUGCCACCCCUCCCUGUUGUGGGACAAUCCUGGGGCUGUGGCUCACGUGAUGUGACGGAUGUGGAUGUGCCACCAGCCUGCUCCUUGCUGGGAUGCGCCAACAACUGCUGAGCACCAAAUCCGCUGGGAUGUGGCAAUGGGAAUGGGAUUUCCCCUGUGACCCCCCUGCAGCCACCAGGAUUCAGCAUCCCCAGCAGUGAAGAAGGUUCAUUCAUCCAGAGGUUUAUCCAUGCAAGCACAAGUGGAGCUUUACCAAACAUGCCCAGGCCCUGCUGGCUGCCUUGGGAGCCAGGAUUCUGCCUGGGAAGGAGGAACGUGCUCCCCACCCCUGCUGCAACCCAUGGGAGCAUCACCUAGGGGACCUGCAUGGACACUCCGA